AUGCUCGAGUCACCUCAGCUCAUGUCAGCCUGCCUCGCCUUAUCUGCCGCAGGCCUCCUAUCCCGAGGAACUCUAGAAAUGGAUGGCGUCCAAGUAUUGUCGAUUCUAGGCCACUUGCAAACCUCGGGUCUUGCGUUAUUGCGAAAUGCCCUCGGGACGGGACAGAUGGUUGAGACAUUGCUAGCCACGUGCCUUGUUUGGUGCCUCACAGAUGUCUUUACACAUCGCGAGGGCAUGUCGUCCUGGCGAGUCCAUUUGCAGGGCAUCAAGGCUCUUCUAAACACAACAGAAGCUCAUGGCGAUAGUAUCCCCGCACCUGGUUCCAUCCAGUCAGCCAUGAGGCAUCUAUACCAACUAUAUCUGUCGCUUCAGACACUUCCGUACAUCCCGAACUUGGAAUCAACAGACACACCAGCGCGCUUGGGCACGCAACCCUCCCCAAUGUUUCAAUGGGCAGCCAUAGCCAGCCCCGAAAUAGACGGCUUCCUCGGCUACAGCAACGAGCUACUAGAUGUCUUGCAACAAAUCGACCGGCUGUCACAGCUCGACACUCACGGAGAGGCACAAAGAUUCGAGACCGACAUGCUUCUCGGCAAGCUCAAAGGAAUGAUGCUGCGCGACGCCAAAACCCCGCCGCACAUCUCGAUCGGCAUCCCCUUGUCGGCGGAACACGGCCGCGAUUUCGCGCUCUGCCACCAAACCUUUCAGCAAGCAACCCUGAUUCACCUGUACAGACGACUAUACCACCUUCCGUCGGGGUCUCUGCCGAUCCAAGCUGCGGUGCGCUCCAUGGAGGAAAUGGUCAGCAGUAUGAUUCAGGGACAGCCAUGCCACACUUGGGUCGCCAUGGCCAUGCCGCUCUUCACUCUCGGCUGUGAGGCGUACACUAAGGAGAGGCAGCUCUUUGUAUUGGACAAGAUCAACAAGCUCGAGGAGUGUAUUGGCUCGCUGCACGUCAAGCUCAUCAGGCAAGCGUCAAGGGAUGUGUGGAAAGUCCGGGAGCGGCUGGGAGAUGGUCGAGGCGCCUUGUGCGCGCAUCAACUCUUGAAUGAAUUACAGUACAACAUUAUUCUUUUCUGA
Metarhizium robertsii ARSEF 23 is the source of this 1080-nucleotide messenger RNA. RefSeq names its product C6 finger domain protein. The record is from RefSeq and is a predicted model, not a curated record. Bases 1 to 1080 code for a protein of 359 amino acids. Gene Ontology annotation, cellular component: nucleus. Gene Ontology annotation, biological process: positive regulation of transcription by RNA polymerase II. NCBI's taxonomy places the organism in Eukaryota, Fungi, Ascomycota, Sordariomycetes, Hypocreales, Clavicipitaceae. The transcript is spliced from 2 exons. Gene Ontology annotation, molecular function: DNA-binding transcription factor activity; transcription cis-regulatory region binding.